UUCUGUGACUUUUGCCAAUGUGCUUUCCCAGAUAACCCUACUAAUCGCAAAAAUCACAUGGAGGGAACUGCUCAUGUAAAUAAUCGUAAACUUCAUUACGACUGGUUUAAACAUCCUCAAGUCUUUUUGCAAGAACAAAUUGAUAAACCGCCCUGUAAAUAUUAUCAGCAAAGAGGCCAUUGUGAAUUUGGACUGCUCUGCAGGUUCAGUCAUAUCACGUAUGACGCUUAUGACGGACAUAUUAUCUAUUCACCAGAAUUAAUUCAAUGGAAAAAUAUGAGCGAUAAGGAAAGAAGACGACGCCAACGAUAUAAAUUACCAACAGGAUGGAAAGUAAAAGAUCUACCGCCUUCAUUGAAACCCCCACCAUCUAAAAAAGGCUAUGACUGGGAGAAUGUAGGAGCAUGGUCUUGA
Messenger RNA from Mycotypha africana, 414 nucleotides. RefSeq lists its product as uncharacterized. Gene Ontology annotation, molecular function: zinc ion binding. NCBI's taxonomy places the organism in Eukaryota, Fungi, Mucoromycota, Mucoromycetes, Mucorales, Mycotyphaceae. The annotation marks the transcript as partial. Gene Ontology annotation, cellular component: U12-type spliceosomal complex. The transcript is spliced from 2 exons. The record is from RefSeq and is a predicted model, not a curated record.